Molecule: messenger RNA, 1029 nt
Organism: Acanthamoeba castellanii str. Neff
Lineage: Eukaryota; Discosea; Longamoebia; Acanthamoebidae
Product: arrestin (or santigen), n-terminal domain containing protein
Exons: 7
Coding region: 1-1029 (342 amino acids)
Biological process (GO): protein transport
Cellular component (GO): cytoplasm
Source: RefSeq, a predicted model, not a curated record
AUGUCGAGCGUGGCCAUCUUCCUGCACCAGCAGCACUACACGGCGGGCGACGCCCUUUCCGGCGACGUUGUGGUGACCGUGUCCCACCCGCUUCAGGCCCACCACGUUACCCUCUUCAUCGACGGACGCGAGAAGGUCUUUUGGGAAGAGACGGAGAUGGAGAAGGACAGCGAGGGCAGAGUGAAACACGUGAAGGUGCACAGGAAGGACAGCCACCACUUCUUGAAGGAGAAGGUCAUCCUGUCGGGCGCCGUCACCCUUCAGCCCGGCCAGAACACAUUCCGCUUCACCCACCGCCUCUCCUCCGGCCUUCCCGCCUCUUUCCUUGAGAAGGCAUCAGUGCAUGCCCACCCGGUCAAGGCCAAGAUCGACUACGAGCUCUCGGCCGAGGUGGACGCCCACCACGCGCGCGACCUCAAGACCCAUGUCCACCUCACCGUCGGCCAGCACACUGGCGGACCCAUUUCGCCGGUGGAGCACACCAACCGGAAGUCGUUCAUGUUCAACCAGGGCCACCUGGGCAUGCGGGUGGAGCUGGACCGCGAUGUCUACUUCCCCGGCGACGAGGUCAAGAUGAAGCUCGAAGUCAGCAACGAAUCCGUCACGGGUAUCAAUGUCGACCUGCGACGUCACAUGACCCUGCGCGCGCACCACCACCGCUUCAGCCACUCGGACAAUGCCCAGCACCUCCGAUUAGAGGGUCUCGCGGAGGCCACGAAGGACAGCCGCUUUGCCAAGUUCCGCAUCCCGACUGACUUCUCUCGCCUCUCCACCAAGAGCGACCUCCUCCAGGCAACGUAUGACCUGAAGGUGGAGUGCGAUGUGCCGAUGGCGGUCGAUCUGUCGAUCAUCAUCCCGCUAGUGAUCACCGUGCCGCAGCACCUGGACCUCAGGGCCAAGGAGUACUCGGCCCCGCACGACAUCGAGCACGAGGAGAUCGUGCGCCAGGGCGAUACCUACCACGAGCGGACGCCCCUCGUCCUGCCCGACAAGACCGGCGACAUGUGCGCCUGCUGCAUCCUCUCCUAA